AUGGGCAAACUCACAUCCACCAUUGGAAUUCCCAUAAAACUGCUCAACGAGGCACAGGGCCACGUUGUAACCCUAGAGCUCACGUCUGGUCAGGUAUAUCGCGGUAAACUACUCGAAGCCGAAGACAAUAUGAAUGUCCAGCUCAAGGACAUCACCGCCACAGCCAGAGAUGGUCGUGUCUCACAUCUCGACCAAGUCUACAUCAGAGGGAGCCACGUGCGAUUCAUUAUUGUGCCCGAUAUGCUGCGCAAUGCGCCCAUGUUCAGAUCGAGGGGUACGAGAGGUCGCGGUGUUGGAUUGGCGCGAGGCAGAGCGACAGUGAACAGAGCCAGGGCAGGCCGGAGGACCGAAGUAUGCUCCUAUUUUGAUUUCGAUAUCAUCAAAGUCAUCAAAAACAAACCAGAACUUGAUUACCAUACCGAUACCGCGAAAGGCAUGGCCUCGGUCAACCCAGAAGCGAAACCAUCCGCUCUACGGCUGCUGAUCCUCGCCCCAACAACAAGUCCUCAAUCGAAACCUGCAUUUCCAUCACUACUCGAGGCAUUAACAGGCUCUGCUCCGUCUACGGAUGUCACAUCGUUCGCUGGCUACACAUCUCACUCGCCACUGCAACUUCGCACGAAAUAUUACCAGUCAGAUGUGAGUAUCUGGUGCGAUGAACUACCGUUGCCAAGAUUGGCCACUGGGGAUGACUCUGUCUUGGAAAGUGGAUCCAAUGAACCACUGGAAAGCGCCAAUGCCGAUGCCUUAGAUGGUGACGCGCCUGCACAAGUCGCGACGUCGACGCUUGAGGAGUGGAAGGAGCAAAUGCUCUCGUCUGCCGCCGGAGAAGUGAGGAGGGUCAUUGGCGGACUUGUGUUGGUUUUACCUGUCUCUACGAUCGCAACGCCCGAGGUACCGGACCACUUCACGGCGUUGAUCGAGACUGUCCAUGCUUUACGUGAGGCGGUUGAGGAUGAUAGUUAUGGACGAGAUAUUGCUUCCGUUCUGGUUCUACAAGGAAGCUCUCCCAGUUUGAAAUUGGCUCAAUUGGAUACUUUGAUGGAGAAACUUGAGGAUGUCUGUCUGUCUGAUAAAGGCAUACUGGGCUGGGACUUUGUGGCUUGGGAUGGUCAAUCGGUCGACGGAGGUGAGGAUAACGCCACGCGGGAGAGGAACGAGUAUGGUGAGCAGACAGGGAUCAAGCGGGUACUGGAAGUCGUUCAGGGAAUCGACUGGUCAGUAUCCCCCGAUGCUGACGGGGAUGAUGACGAUGGAGACAUCGGGCUUGGUUUGGGAGACGAUGAAGAUAUGGAAUUCAUCAACUCGCGCUCUACGAACAUCCUCGGUUCUAGUGAUUUCUCCGGCCUAGAUCACGAGCUACAGCGAGAAAUGAUGGAAUUAAAAUUCUCUAUGUUGAGCAACGAGGACGAUGACAGUGAAACCAUCGACACAAGACCUCGGCCAACGAUUAGAGACCCAGACGAUGAGGACUUUCAGAUCGAUCAGCUGCCGGCUUUGAUGGAGCAAGUCGUAGCGAUACGCGAGGCAGGUUUGGAGUUGGGCCCAGCGGAGAGGGAGAGGUUCGCGAAGAGGGAGAUUGAGAGGAUCAUGCGAGAAAUGGGUUGA
Messenger RNA from Exophiala bonariae, 1608 nucleotides. RefSeq lists its product as uncharacterized. Lineage: Eukaryota; Fungi; Ascomycota; Eurotiomycetes; Chaetothyriales; Herpotrichiellaceae. Gene Ontology annotation, biological process: RNA processing; spliceosomal snRNP assembly. The record is from RefSeq and is a predicted model, not a curated record. The transcript has 4 exons. Gene Ontology annotation, molecular function: RNA binding. Gene Ontology annotation, cellular component: precatalytic spliceosome; U12-type spliceosomal complex; pICln-Sm protein complex. Bases 1 to 1608 code for a protein of 535 amino acids.